Helianthus annuus (common sunflower) is the source of this 695-nucleotide messenger RNA. RefSeq names its product cell wall / vacuolar inhibitor of fructosidase 2. The record is from RefSeq and is a predicted model, not a curated record. Bases 60 to 617 code for a protein of 185 amino acids. The transcript has a single exon. Gene Ontology annotation, molecular function: enzyme inhibitor activity. Lineage: Eukaryota; Viridiplantae; Streptophyta; Magnoliopsida; Asterales; Asteraceae.
AUAUAUUAAACCUACACUCGAGUAACAAACCCAAUACAUUGACCAAAACCCUUUUCAAAAUGGUUUCUUUUUCCUCCUUUUUUCCUUUUCUACCCCUCAUGAUCCUCACCAUUUCUUGCACUCAAAACCCUAAUUUACUUGCUAAUGGAGACACCAGUUUGAUCCAAAAAACCUGCCAAACUACCAAAUAUUACGACCUUUGCAUAUCAUCUCUCCAGUCCGAUUCAACGAGUCCACAAGCCGACACGAAAGGGCUCGCCAUCAUACUAGCCAAACUUGCACUGGCUAAUGCCACCAGCACCAACUCCUUCUUAUCAUCCAAUGUUUUUGUGAAGAACCCUAACGACACUGUAAUGAAAAAAGUGCUGAAGCAAUGUGAAGAUCGGUAUUCAGCUGCGCGUAUGUCGUUGCAAAACUCGAUCCAAGAUCUGGAGUCGGAACUGUAUGAUUAUGCAUAUAUGCAUGUGAUGGCGGCUUCGGAUUACGCAAAUUCGUGUCAUAAUGCAUUUAAGAGAAACCCUAAUCUGGUUUAUCCGCCCGAGAUUGGUCACAGAGAGAAGGGUUUGAAGCAGUUUUGUGAUGUGGUUAUGGAGAUCAUUGAUAGUAUCGAGUACUGACAUUAUCACUUUGGUUUGGUGUUUGUAUGAUUUGUUUUACUUGUAUGUGUUUUAGUCAAAUGGUAUUUUUGUUAAUGA